UCACGAUGCCUUUGCUCAGUUUUACAAUAAGAGAACGUAUGUUGUGUUUAAUAAUUAAUCUUGUUGUAUAGGGAAAUACGAGAAGAAGUUGAGCGCUGCAAACCGCGUGCGAAAGUGAGGUUUUAUCCUUUUAACUUCCACUUUUUGUUGUUUAUUCUAAGUGCUUACAAUGUUGGGCUCUUUGAAUCGGAUGUUUUUCCGCGCUUUAAACCAAACUCAGCUGCUGUUUGCAGUCAGAAACGCACCGUGGAGACACACGAUCCGCUCGUGCAGUUCAGCAACAUUUCAGUUGCUCGAGGACUCUCUUGCGCUCGACUAUGGAGGCACGCGGAUGCAUUUUAACUACGUGUGGCUGCGGGAUCACUGCCGCUCUGCGUCUUCAUUCAACUCCAAAACCAACCAAAGAAACGUGGACACCGGGAGCAUAGACCUCACCAUCCGUCCUGAAAAAACAGCUGUGCAAGAUGGUUAUCUGGUCCUCACGUGGCCCGGAGGUCAUGUGUCAAAGUACAGCUUUAGCUGGCUCGCAGAGAACAGCUUUGAAGGAAAGAAGCAGAGCGUCAUCCAGCCGCGCGUACUGUGGAAUUCAGACAUCUAUAAGAAAGCUAACGUACCGUCUGUCAAAUAUGACACAUUUAUGAGCUCUGAUGAUGAAGUAAAGAAGUUUCUCCAGAACUACAUCCUGUAUGGGAUUGCUUUUGUAGACAAUGUCCCGGUAACAGUUGAAGCUACAGAGGAAGUUACCCAGAGGGUCAGUCUCAUCAGGGAGACUACAUAUGGAAGAAUGUGGUGUUUUACCUCAGAUUUUUCCAGAGGAGACUCUGCUUACAGCCAGCUGGCCCUGGACCGUCACACUGACACCUCCUACUUUCAGGAGCCAUGUGGAAUCCAGGUUUUUCACUGCCUCAAGCAUGAGGGGACGGGGGGAAGGACACUACUUGUGGACGGAUUCUAUGCUGCUGAAAAAUUGCGCCAGCAGUCUCCUGAAAACUUUGAGCUGCUUGCCCGCGUGCCCAUCAGGCACGAGUACAUUGAAAACACUGGCGAACACCAAAACCACAUGACAGGCAUCGGACCUCUGCUCAACGUCUAUCCUUGGAACAAUGAAAUGUACCUCAUCCGAUACAACAACUAUGACAGAUCAGUGAUAAACACAUUACCUCAUGACAUGGUUCAGAGAUGGUAUGCUGCACAUCGAGAGUUGACAACAGAGCUAAGGCGGCCAGAGAACGAGCUGUGGGUGAAACUGACUCCAGGGAAAGUUAUUUUCAUAGACAACUGGCGUGUGAUGCACGGGAGGGAGUCUUUCACCGGCCUGAGGCAGCUCUGUGGAUGCUAUCUGACCAGAGACGACAUCCUCAGCACUGCACGCUGCUUUGGACUACAGGCCUGAUCUUGGACAUGAGGGGCCUUCACUACUGUGCCGAAUCAAUUAGCCUUUAGAUUCAGUUAUUGUUAUUCUACAACGCAGAGUUGCACAACAUGUAAUGAAGUAAUGCCUUAAUAUAUCACAAGAAAAAAAAGAGGGAGAAAUGCUGCAUCUUGUUGAUGGUCCACUAAACAGAGUUUUUAUGUUGUCAUCCUACAAAAAACAACAAAAAAGUGUUUAUAUGAAGAGCCUUUUAGUAUCUGUGUGCUAGGUACCCCAACAGAAUGACAAAAAAUGGGGACGGUUGUAUUGGUAAAAACUUUUCACACUGGAAACUAAGGCUGUAAGUGAUUCAGAGUUAUGCAAGUCGAAUCAGAUUCGGUUGUUCAAGACAAAUUUUUGCAGAUUUUUUUCCAUAUAAAGUUUUACAGUUUGAACAGUACUCAGGGGGCGAUUAGUGUUACAGCGGCAUUCAUGUAACAUAGUAAACAAGCUAAUGUUACUAAUGACAGAUCGCAUAUGCACAUUUUACCAACACUAGAUGUCAAACAAAAGCCUAUCUCUAUCGUAUUAACUUGCUGUGAGCUGCAAAUUUACUAGGUGUUUUCAGUGCUGUUAUGGUGCAGUCUCUCUCUCCCUUUGUGCUGCGUAACGUGAGUUAGACUUAGAGUAACGUAAAGGGAGGGGCACUCACUGGUUCUGUACUGGCACUACUACCAAUGUGAACAAGUCAUGCUUUGUAAUGUUUCCAAUCAGGAUGCUUUUUUUAUUCUUCCUUUGUAAAAAUUAAU
Messenger RNA from Plectropomus leopardus (leopard coralgrouper), 2160 nucleotides. RefSeq names its product trimethyllysine hydroxylase, epsilon (gene tmlhe). The record is from RefSeq and is a predicted model, not a curated record. Gene Ontology annotation, cellular component: mitochondrion. Gene Ontology annotation, molecular function: iron ion binding; trimethyllysine dioxygenase activity. Lineage: Eukaryota; Metazoa; Chordata; Actinopteri; Perciformes; Serranidae. Gene Ontology annotation, biological process: carnitine biosynthetic process.